AUGCAGGAAGAGUUCGAGAUGUCCAUGAUGGGAGAACUCGCAUACUUUUUAGGACUUCAAGUUAAGCAGACUGAGAAUGACAUUUUUAUACAUCAAUCAAAGUAUUCCAAUGAGCUGUUAAAGAAAUUCAAAAUGCUGGAAUGUAAAGAGGCUGCAACCCCUAUGGCAACGAACUGUUAUCUUGACCUUGAUGAAGCAGGAAAAGUUGUCGAGCAGAAAAUGUAUAGAGGUAUGAUCGGAUCUCUACUGUACUUAACUGCUAGUAGAUCAGAUAUCAUGCAUAGUGUCUGUCUUUGUGCUAGAUUUCAGUCUCAGCCAAAAGAAUCACAUCUUACUACUGUAAAAAGAAUUUUGAAAUACUUGAAAGGAACCAAGAAUCUUGGUUUGUGGUAUCCAAAUGGUUCGAACAUUUUUCUUGAGGGAUAUAGUGAUUCUGACUUUGGCAGUUGUAAACUAGAUAGAAAGAGCACUAGUGGUACCUGUCAUCUGCUAGGAUGUUCUCUAGUUUUUUGGCAUUCAAAGAAUCAAGCUUGUGUGGCUUUAUCUACCACACAAGCUGAGUACAUAGCAGCUCAAAGUUGUUGUGCUCAAUCUCUUUAG
Vigna angularis (adzuki bean) is the source of this 600-nucleotide messenger RNA. RefSeq lists its product as uncharacterized. Lineage: Eukaryota; Viridiplantae; Streptophyta; Magnoliopsida; Fabales; Fabaceae. Bases 1 to 600 code for a protein of 199 amino acids. The transcript has a single exon. The record is from RefSeq and is a predicted model, not a curated record.